GAUAUUGCUGAUAAAAAACCAAAGAGCCGUUGGAGACGUGUCUGUAGUUUUAAAUUUAUUUUAAAUAGGUCUCCAUUUGGGAAAUAUAAAGCCAUGAAACAGAAGAUGGAAAUCAUUGAAGUGGAGAGGCGUAUACCACACGGCGUCACCACGGUGGAGGAUGCUUUAACUGUUGCAGGUUUUGGCAAGUACAAUAUCGGGUUACUGUUGCUAUGCAGUUGGACUCUUCAAGCGAUGGGAAUGGACUUGUUUGGGACCACUUUCGUGGUGGCAGCGGCCAUCUGUGACCUUCAGAUCAACUUGCAAGAAAGAGCAUUGCUUAGUGCAAUGCCUUUAGUAGGGGUAGUUGUCGGAGCCCAGCUUUGGGGUUACAUCUCAGAUACCAAAGGGCGGAAACUCACGCUGAUGCUGUCAAUGUCAGUGGGCUUCGUGUUCGGAGCCGCCAGCAGUUUCGCAGCAGACUGGCGCGUCAUGGCUGUUCUUAAACUGAUCUCUUCUACAUUUACAUCUGCCAGCAAUUCAGCUGCGUACGCGCUGCUGGGAGAGAGCUGUCCAUCGCGUAUGCGUGGGCGCGCCAUGUUGCUGGGCACCAUCGCUCUAAUGUGCGCACAGGGAACUGUUGCAGCCUUCGCCUACCCAAUUCUUCCCAUGGACUUCUCCUACCACAUCGGCUUCCUUGGCAUCAACUACAGAUCUUGGCGACUCCUAGGCCUCGUGAUUUCCUUGCCUUGUGCAGCCACCGCUGUUCUGUUGACCUUGGUCUAUGAGAGCCCGAAGUUUCUGGCAGCCCAAGGACGGUAUGAUGAAGCUUUAAAAGUCUUGAAGAAUAUCUACAGGAUCAACGCGGGGAAGAUUGAUGGUGAUUUUCCCAUUAAGAAACUUCACGAAGAUAAGGAUAAUGAAUGCGUCAACAGAAAGGAAUCUCUACUAGUGUCGAUGUGGAAACAAACAGUGCCUCUGUUCCAGCGGCCACUGCUCUUCAGAACGCUACAUCUUUUCUCUUUGGUCAUCAUUAUCUAUGUAACUGGCAGUGGCUUCAUCCUCUGGUUACCUUACAUCAUGAACAGCCUGUUCACCGUGCUGGAGACUGGAGCUAGCAGCGGCAUGAACUUGUGUGACGUCAUUGAGUAUUCCGUCGGCGACCAGAGCUCUAAUGUCAAUGGCACUCUAACAGAAGUCUGCAAUGACACAAUCCAGCCUUUGACCCUCAUCUCUGCCGUCUGCUACGGAGCCCUGGCUAGCACUAGUACCUUGAUCAUGUCCCUGACCUGUGGAUCUAGAAAGCGAAUCGGCAUCAUCUGCAUCCUGACGUUUUCCGCCACUGCUGCCAUCCUGAUGAAUAUAGUCCAUGUCCCUUUGGCUGGCGGAGUUUUCUUUUGCUUCUUCUUGGUCGUAGCUGUAUCUAUGGGCAUUCUGAGCGUGUAUUUUGUGGAGCUGUACCCUACUUCUGUGACAGGCACAGUAUCCUGUCUCUCAGUGAUGGUGGGACGAUCUUGUGCCUUCUUCGGGGCCAAUGCAAUUGGAGCGUUCAUCUCUCACGACUGUGAAGCCACUUUUUAUGGAUGGGCUGUUCUGCUUUUGUGUGCAGCAGCUAUCGCGUGGUUUUUACCGAAGGAUAAAAUGAACGCGAAAUGAAGACGGUUAAGUUCCUGAUUUUAAUAACACCCUGUACAUACUUAUAUAGUCAAGACUGGAGACUGACACAGUAAUAAUUUAGUAAUUAACUGAAUGAAAUAUUAUUACUCACAUUGAAAAUUUUGGAAUAUGAAAUUGGUGUUGGAGUUCCCAAUCUUAAGUAGAGGUACUCUCUGUUUACCUUUUGAAUUUUUAUACCAAGAAAGUUCUAGAUAUGUGAUGGACUGGCAACCUGUCACUAUCUGAAUCUCAAUGCCAUCAAUACGCCGUCUACUACCUAACAAGGGAUAAAGAUUUUACCGUUACAAUUAACAUUAAUACAUAUACCAUUGAUAUGUAUAAUUAUUAAUUCUUAACUAUUAAUGUAAAAAUGUCAGUCGAUCAUAAUAAUCGAUCACAGAAACAUUUGUCAACAUUGGAUGGAUUCAGUGUUUCAAAACAUCACCCAAUCCAGGAUUCACGGUCAAAGGCAUACCCCGGAAUCCACCCGAGAUUGGUGUGGAUGCAACCGGGUCUAAAGCCAGUAGGAAGAAGGACUAUUUCAAAAGUAUGAAAUGUAGUUUUUAUAUCUAAAAAUUGACUCUAGAGGGUUAAAAUAUGUACAUAGUUGAAUAUAAUAUUUAUGUGGGUUUUUAGUGUUUGGUUCCCGGCACCAAUAGAAAAAACUCCGUCUCUUUACCAUGGAUGUCGUAAAAGGCGACUAAAGAAUAGACAUAUAAACUUAAGAUUCUUCUUUCAGUCGAUGGGCUAGCAGCCUAUCAAUAUUUGAAUUCCAAUUGUAUCAUUAAGUCAAAUAGCUGUUGACUCUAUCUACACCGCAAGGGAUAUAGACGCGAUUUUAUGUAUGUAUGUAAGUAUGUUUUAAGUGUGUUCCUCACUUACAUUAUUAGAUUUUAAGGGAUGUGUUAUUAUGAAUGUGUGUUACGCUUAUAAUAAUAAGUUGAAAUUGUUUAGUGCUGUACCUGAAGUAUAUAAUUUAUUACUCUCAAAUUAAGUAGAUAAUAAGUAAAUUUAAAAUAUUAAACGAGUGAAAUCAAUGAAA
Molecule: messenger RNA, 2677 nt
Organism: Amyelois transitella
Lineage: Eukaryota; Metazoa; Arthropoda; Insecta; Lepidoptera; Pyralidae
Product: synaptic vesicle glycoprotein 2C
Exons: 11
Coding region: 94-1635 (513 amino acids)
Biological process (GO): transmembrane transport
Cellular component (GO): membrane
Molecular function (GO): transmembrane transporter activity
Source: RefSeq, a predicted model, not a curated record